UCAGUAAACCAACGUAAGGCUGUGUAAUAUAACAACAUGAGCAGUAUUAACAAGCAAUCAGAGAAGCUGUAACCUGAUAUCCAGUUGUAUGCAGAUUUCAUCCUACUUAAAUUCAACACAACUUUUCAAGCAUUUGUGCUUUUCUGACUUGUGUUAAGUCAAACUGUCUUUAUAGCUAAAUGUUUUACAGAACUUUUUCUCAGAGGUUACAGUCCACACCCUACAUCCUGUUUCAAAAGGAAACAUGCAUACAGGCAUCACUGUGACUGUGAAAAGCCACAUUUGCAGUGAUUCAGGGACAGUGGAUGAGUAAACAAACUACACCUUAUUGGUAGAGAUCUUAAAUAAUAAUAUGCUGCUCGCCUGUCUCCUGUAUGCUAGAAGGGGAAGGAACAAUCUGACAUCCAACUUUCAAAAUUAGGAGCCUAUGCUUGUUUCCCUCGCUAGUCUGCACGGCAAGUGUGCUCAUACUCUCAGGAAUGUUUGUUGCACUACUGGCAUUUGGUUCCUAUUUGCUGUUGGGCUCUGAUGCAACAGUAGAGCAUAAUAUCAACACUACUGCUCAUGAAUCGGUGGAGCUCCUAUGUAGCAUGAACACCAGUCCCGCUAGCUUGCAGAAUCUACGCUUUUACUGGCAAGAUGAAAGAAAAUAUGUUUUAUACUCUUUUAAUGAGGGGAAGGAAAUGCCAGAGCAUAUAAAUGAACUUUAUCGAGACAGGAUCACAACCUUCCCACAGGAAAUGAUCAGAGGAAAUAUUUCCAUCAGAGUUAAAAGCAUAACACUUGAAGAUAACAAAAGAGUCUUUGAGGCUUUUGCAGAAAUUUCUGAUCCCAGAGGAAUAUUCCAAUUCAGGAAAAUCUGCACCAUUACUUUACAUGUUGCAGUUCCUUACAUUAAUGUCAGCCUGGCUGUAAAUGAAGAAACAAGGACUGCAGUCUGUUCUGCACAAAGAGGAUUUCCUGAGCCUUUGGUAAAGUGGAGCCUCCAUUUCUUGUCUAACAACUCCCAGUGCCUUGUAGCCUCCAGCGGGGUGACCACUAGAGCAGUGCAAGACCCUCAAGAUCACCUCUACAGUUUCAGCAGCACUAUAGGUGUUCAGCGGGGCCUGUAUCAAUCCGUGACCUGCUUCAUCCACAACCCUACUCUAAAUGUGACUUUGAAUGCCACCCGCACUUUAAACAAAGGCGAGGCACAGAGGAGCGUCCCUGGCCGGGCUGUAGCUCUGACUGUGGCUGUUGUUGUCCUUCUGGCUCGAUGAUGCAUAGCAUAUUAAAUCUGUGUAGCUGCUAGGGGACAUGGCACUACUGUGUAUGGAACGGCCUCGGACAUUUUACAUCCAUGCUACAUUCAUCAGUUUGGGGGAAUGUAAAGAUAGAAAUACACAACUACUUGAAACCAUGCAUCUAGCAAAUGUUGGCCUCAGGUUAAUGUGACUAGCAUACUAUCAAACAAUGCCUCAUCACAUGUCCAGCAGAAAAACUAGCAUUUCUUCAGAAUCAUGUUGUGAACCCAUCUUCUGAUGGGUUUAAAUAUAAUAUUCGUUCUCCUUGUAGUCCCCUUGUGUGUUCACCACCUCCUGAUAGAAGUGAAUAACUCUGUAGCUGUUAAAUGCAUCACUGUGUUCACCAGCUAGAUAGUUAACUUUGUCUGUCUGCAGUUUUUAUGUUGUUUAUCUCAGGAUUUUAUGGAAACAUAGGGUGUUUGUCUCUGCAGGUUUUACAAUACAUUUGUCAAUUUGACCUAAUUUUCAUAUCAAAUAUUGAUUUGUGGUUCUUUAAAAUGUGUCUGAUGUCCACACCCCACUUGUUCAGUUAAAUAUGAAUGUAGUACUGUACACACUGUGCACUAUGUACAGAUUCACUUCCACAUUCAGCUGCGAUGAUCAUUUGUAAAAGCUGUUGCUUCCUGUUCAGCUCCUAUGAUAAAUACUUUCUGAUAUUAUCUGACAAAAUAUACAUGCUGAUAAAACUGAAUAUGCUUUGCAGUUUGCCUGCAUAUUCUUCAUUUGCUGUCUAUCAUAUUGUUUGUAAAAUGCUCAUUGUUAUGGGAAGAACAAGGCAGAAAGAAUGAAGAGAGACUUAGAUGCAGCUGUAGAAGUUCACCGGCAGCUGUUGGGACAAACCAGCUUUCUUCAGCAUCUCAGGAAAAACAACUAUUGCUGUGCUUUCUUGACCAGCGCCAUGGUGUCAGUGGACUCUGUGAGGGCCUCUGAGCAUCACUGGUUUCUGAUGUAAGGCUCACACUGGCCGCUGAGUCCGUUCCAACAUGGCAGUGAACUGCUGGCACCAUACAGUAUAUGUAUGUGGAUGUCCACACACGACUUCAAAAUGUGACGGUAUCAUUAUACCAUGCUUCUGUAAAAGCAGCUACUGUUCUGGUUUCAGGCUUUUCACCACAUUUAUUCCGGCUAGAAGGACUUGUUCUCCUUCAGUCACAAGAGCAUUAGUGAUGUUGCUGCUUCAAAAACAAGUGCAGGGACAAUAAGUAAGCCCCACGCAGGACGACAAUAAAACG
Molecule: messenger RNA, 2515 nt
Organism: Monopterus albus (swamp eel)
Lineage: Eukaryota; Metazoa; Chordata; Actinopteri; Synbranchiformes; Synbranchidae
Product: CD276 antigen homolog
Exons: 5
Coding region: 480-1259 (259 amino acids)
Biological process (GO): T cell costimulation; cell surface receptor signaling pathway; negative regulation of T cell proliferation
Cellular component (GO): external side of plasma membrane
Source: RefSeq, a predicted model, not a curated record